UGUCGCGUUUAAGUCACUUCCGGGGCGGAUCGGAAGUUGCUUUGUUUUGCUUCAAGAUGGCUGCGGGGAUGUAUUUGGAACAUUAUCUGGACAGUAUUGAAAACCUCCCCUUUGAACUGCAGAGAAACUUUCAGCUCAUGAGGGACCUGGACCAAAGAACAGAGGACCUGAAGGCUGAAAUUGACAAGUUGGCCACUGAGUAUAUGAGUAGCGCCCGCAGCCUGAGCUCCGAGGAAAAAUUGGCCCUUCUCAAACAGAUCCAGGAAGCCUAUGGCAAGUGCAAGGAAUUUGGUGACGACAAGGUGCAGCUUGCCAUGCAGACCUAUGAGAUGGUGGACAAACACAUUCGGCGACUGGACACAGACCUGGCCCGUUUUGAGGCUGACUUGAAGGAGAAACAGAUUGAGUCCAGUGACUAUGACAGCUCUUCCAGCAAAGGCAAAAAGAAAGGCCGGACUCAAAAGGAGAAGAAAGCCGCCCGUGCUCGUUCCAAAGGGAAAAACUCAGAUGAAGAAGCCCCCAAGGCUGCCCAGAAGAAGUUAAAACUUGUGCGCACUCCUGAGUAUGGGAUGCCCUCAGUGACCUUUGGCAGUGUCCACCCCUCUGAUGUGUUGGAUAUGCCUGUGGAUCCCAACGAACCCACCUAUUGCCUUUGUCACCAGGUCUCCUAUGGAGAGAUGAUUGGCUGUGACAACCCUGAUUGUUCCAUCGAGUGGUUCCACUUUGCCUGUGUGGGGCUGACAACCAAGCCUCGGGGGAAGUGGUUUUGCCCACGCUGCUCCCAAGAACGAAAGAAGAAAUAGAUAAGGGCCUUGGAUUCCAACAGAGUUUCUUCCACAUCCCCUGACCUGGGCUAGUGGGGAGCAGAAUGCCUGUGCUGGGGCCAGGGGAUUCAGGGAGAAGUGGAUGGUGCAGGUUGUCACCCCUUCUCCUCCCCUCUCCCCACUCCUGGUGCUGAGGCUGCAUCCAUACCCUGGUAGGGAGGGGUGCCACAGCCGUAAUGGUAUGUGCUCUCAUUCUGCCCGCCCCCUUCAGAGGGAAGUGGUCUUGCCCACUGUCCUUUUGCCUCCAUGCUGAGGUUGGUGCUGUAUUUCCGAGGGAUGGUCCUCUGUACUCCCCUUGCUUUGUAUUUAAGGACUGGGGCAGAAGCAUGGGGGCACUCCCCCAGCCCUCCUAAUUCCCUCCCCCGUGGGGGGCUAUGGUGUAAUAAACUUUCUUAAUUCUC
Messenger RNA from Diceros bicornis minor, 1225 nucleotides. It is a transcript of the gene ING4, whose product is annotated as inhibitor of growth family member 4. The transcript is spliced from 8 exons. Bases 57 to 803 code for a protein of 248 amino acids. Gene Ontology annotation, biological process: regulation of DNA-templated transcription; positive regulation of apoptotic process. Lineage: Eukaryota; Metazoa; Chordata; Mammalia; Perissodactyla; Rhinocerotidae. The record is from RefSeq and is a predicted model, not a curated record. Gene Ontology annotation, cellular component: nucleus.